UGAUAAUUCAAUAUCUAGAAUCUUUAAUUACAAUUGGCUAUCAAUUAUAUAAGCACAAGAUGACUAGUCCUGUAAUGGAUAUGUACUAGAUGAAUAGUUCCAUCUCUUGACUUUUGACACCCAAAUGAGAAUUACUCUUAUGUAACAUAUACAGAUGGUAUAAUAAUGAUAAAUUAAGGCAUGGUUAAUAAGAAUACCAAUCUCAUAAUUAUAGAAAUCAAAGUCCUCUUCAAUAUUUGGUAUUUAUAUAGUUCCAAAGAGAUUCUCCCACAAGGCCACAAAACAACCAAAAAAACCUUAGACACAUAUCAAGAACAUAUGGGUUCAGGAAAAACUAGGGCUAACCCGACUAACCGUCCAACGGUGAGACACCCUAGUCACGAUCAUCCUUUACGGGUCUUCAAAUCCCAAGAAGGAGAUGAGAUCAUUUGCUCGGGAUGCGAGCUCGAACUAAUCGGGCAAGCUUACAAGUGUACAAAGUCAGAGUGUAGUUACUUCUUGCACAAGUCAUGUUUCAACCUUCCCGGUGAAACCCUUCACAAGUCUCACCCUAAUCACCCUUUGACCCUGGUGCAUUCUCCACCGUACGACCAGUCCAUCUUCUCGUGUGAUGCGUGUGGUGAACAUGGAUCUGGUUUCGCAUACCAUUGCUCUAACUGCCAGUACGAUGUUCAUGUGGGAUGUGCGUUUGUCCCUGAGACCGUGAAGCGUGAAGACCACGAACACCCUCUCACGCUACUUUACAACACGCCAUGCAAAGGUAGUGAGGAUGGUGUGACUUUCAUAUGUGAUGUUUGUGAAGAAGAUAUGCAAGAGAAUCUAUGGGUGUAUUAUUGCAAAGAAUGUGACUAUGGGACACAUGUACGUUCAUGCGCCACAUAUGAAGAUACUGCUCCAAAGAAAGGAGAAGAAAAAGGAGAAACAAGCUCGGCGGCUUCAGAGAUGAAGUCGGAAAUGGAUGCUAAAAUGGAGAUGGCGAUUAUGCAGGCCCAGUUAGAUGCUAUUGAUGCAGCAGGUAGUUACGUCGGUUCAUGGGAACCAAGGAGGAGAUAUUAUUGGUGAAUUCUUGUACAAAAAAUAUUAUUUGUGAAUUGAUUAUGAGUGUUUAAUUUCUCUUUGUGAAUUUCGGUUCUGAAAUCAGCCCAAGAAAAAUGUCUCAAUAUUAUUUUUUCUUUCUGUGUAUGUUUGUGACUUUCUUUAAAAGAACUGUGAGCUGUAUGAUUAUAUAUUAAGCACCAUUGAUAGCUUUAUUAAAUAUUUUAUGAUGCUACAUUUUUGUCUUGAAUUUUUGUUUAGUUAGUUGUCAAAUUCUUUCUACUACAUAAAUUCAAAGACUAUAACCGACCAACAACAUAUG
Molecule: messenger RNA, 1357 nt
Organism: Brassica napus (rape)
Lineage: Eukaryota; Viridiplantae; Streptophyta; Magnoliopsida; Brassicales; Brassicaceae
Exons: 1
Coding region: 181-1062 (293 amino acids)
Source: RefSeq, a predicted model, not a curated record